AUGUGUGAUCUGGGUGAUCAAAACAGAACAGGGUUUCAGGACAGUGGAUUUAAGAGCCUGGGUGAUAAAGAGUGCUCAGGGCUCAGCUUUCGAUCCGAAGGGAUUAGUUCUGUCAAUGGUUUCUACUCUGAUAACAGCAGUCCAGGCCUUCAGUCCCUGUUCUUGCCCAGCGAGAUUUCCAUGGACAACAAGAAGAAGUCAACAGGUUCCUCCAGCUCUGGGAGCUUGGUUUACUGGUCCUCUCCUUUCCCGCGGCAAACAGCCAGGGUCCUGAUUGUGGAGGCGCUGCCACCCUGGUGGUCCGACACCUGUACAAUGCUCUGUGAGGCCCUGGAUAACUUCCUGUCCCUGGCCUGUAGUCUGGAUGGACCCUGUAGAAUACCACUGCUCAGCUUGUACGCCAUCAGCAGGCAGCAGGAAUGUCUUCUGCCAUUUGUGCAGGUCCGUGGUAACCUGGCCAGGCUGCGUUCCUGUGUGGAGGAGCUGAGAUCUAUUCCAGGUGAAGGAUGUAUCAGGGGAGCAGCCAGGGGAGGCGAGUUGCUGCGACAGGCAGUGCUGGACAGUCUGCAGCAGUUUAAACAGUACAUCAGACAUACCAGCACUGGUAACCAGGCCAACAGCAACACAUCUGUGGAGGUUACCGUGGUGACCAGCCAGCCAGGGCGGGGCAUUGUGCGCCAGAUGGAAGUAGGACUCAAAGAUGUUGACCUGGUGUCACUGAAGCGGCUCUUGGUGGUGCAGAUCCAUAGUGUAGCAGACUGUAGCCAAGACGCUCCUUCACCUGAAGCUGCACACACUGAAGACAGUCUGAUGUUGGGGACAGAGAUUGACCUGCAGAGGGUGGACAACAGUGUGUUUGCCAUGGAAACCGUGUUAAAGGCAUGGCUUCAGGAGCAGGGAGGGGACAGGGAACACCUCCACCUCCUUCUUCCAAGCCCCCUGGACAACCCUAUGCCAGUGUGUGUUAAGUGCGACAUGCAGGAGCGUCUGAUAAGCCCUGCCCUCAUCCCUCUGACCCCCAACCUGGGAGUGAAGACCGAGAGCGUCCGUGACUUCAUGCCUGUCACUAAGGGAUCAUCCAAUCAGAGCCCAACACCACAGAGACUGCGAGUGAUCAAGGCCCUGCGAGCAGACGGAGUGUGUGAGAGUGUGUUGUACGGCCUGCCGCUGGUGAUCCGCCCCACCACCUGCUGGCAGCUGGAUUGGGACGAGAUGGAAACCAACCACAACUUGUUUCACGCUCUCUGCCACACACUUAGGAGUCGUGACUUGUUCCUGCUGCUGCAAGUGGAGCUGGCCCAGAGGUCUACAGCUGGAGGUGUGUAUUCUCACUAUGUCCUCCAGCCCUCCCCUUCUCUUUCCCUCCUCCUGAAGCCGGUGGUCUCCAGAGAAUUGUUUCUGCCCUGCUCACUGCCUGUCUCAACUCAGGACCCGUCCCCUGAAACCAUGCAUAUUAUUCAGGGUUGUCUCACUCAGCUGGAUGAGGAGUUUGUGUUCAACCCCCUCACCUUGACCAGUAACCUCUACCAGCACCUCAGGAGCCGAGGCCUCUCACAGCCGCGAUACCCUUACAGGGUCCAGCCAGCUUCCCACAGAGACCAGCCUCAACCACUAGAGGGCCCUAAAACCACAGCCAGCAGACAGCCUCGGCAGCUGAGGCCCACAGUGGGCUGA
This is a messenger RNA of Scomber japonicus (chub mackerel), 1674 nucleotides long. RefSeq names its product meiosis 1 associated protein (gene m1ap). Lineage: Eukaryota; Metazoa; Chordata; Actinopteri; Scombriformes; Scombridae. The coding region runs from base 1 to 1674 and encodes 557 amino acids. The transcript has 14 exons. The record is from RefSeq and is a predicted model, not a curated record. Gene Ontology annotation, biological process: spermatogenesis; male meiosis chromosome separation; meiosis I.